Molecule: messenger RNA, 1320 nt
Organism: Diachasmimorpha longicaudata
Lineage: Eukaryota; Metazoa; Arthropoda; Insecta; Hymenoptera; Braconidae
Gene: SkpA
Product: S-phase kinase-associated protein 1
Exons: 3
Coding region: 162-650 (162 amino acids)
Biological process (GO): SCF-dependent proteasomal ubiquitin-dependent protein catabolic process
Cellular component (GO): cytoplasm; nucleus
Molecular function (GO): cullin family protein binding
Source: RefSeq, a predicted model, not a curated record
GAGAGAGACAGAACACGAAACAACUGUUCUGUUCGUAAGUACAAGACGCAGCAUUUUCCUGGUUAUUCGUCGUGAGCAUUUGGGCUGGACAAAAUUUAGUUCUCCCUCAUUUCAGAGCAGUGCUUCACUUUGAUUUAUCCAGACAAAUAAAUCAAUCCAAGAUGCCCAACAUCAAGCUUCAGAGUUCAGACGGUGAGGUGUUCGAAGUUGACGUUGAAAUUGCCAAGUGCUCAGUGACGAUCAAGACUAUGCUUGAGGAUCUUGGUAUGGACGAGGACGAGGAAGAGGUUGUGCCCCUACCAAAUGUUAACUCAGCCAUACUCAAGAAGGUCAUACAGUGGGCAACGUACCACAAGGACGACCCACCACCACCAGAGGACGACGAGAACAAAGAGAAAAGGACUGAUGACAUCAGUUCCUGGGACGCUGAUUUCUUAAAGGUUGAUCAGGGAACACUCUUCGAGCUGAUUCUCUCAGCCAACUACCUAGACAUCAAAGGUCUUCUCGACGUCACCUGCAAGACAGUCGCGAAUAUGAUCAAGGGUAAGACUCCGGAGGAAAUUCGUAAGACAUUCAAUAUCAAGAACGACUUCACCGCAGCCGAGGAAGAGCAGGUUCGCAAGGAGAACGAGUGGUGCGAGGAGAAGUAGAUAAAUUAAAUUAAGAUUCAACAGCAACUUUUGUCAUUUUUUUCGUUUCCUGCGGCACAUUGAAAGAGCUCCGUGAGAGAACUUUCAAAGUUUAAAGUGAAAUUCAUCGUCUCAGGAAAAUUUAAAAGACACGUCUGAUUUUGGUCAGGGCAAACCGGAGAAUUCAAUGGCCGCUGAGUUGACUUUCACCUCUUUUAGAGUUACGCUCUUUUUUCAAGAAAAAUUUUCGUGUGUGUCACGUGAUUAAUUAUCGCUGUAGCAGAAGAAGAUACAAAGUUAAGAAAAUAGUCUUGAGUUAAAUAGUUAAGUCCAAUAUGUAGCGUGAUAAAUUUUAAGUUGUACAAUGCUAAAAAUUCUUUGGAAAAUUUCCGGGAAAUUUCUGAGCUUUGAAGAACUGACGAUGAAAAUUACAUAGCCCUUGAACUAUCAUUAAAAACGCUUAAAUUACCUGGAAAUCGUACAAUACAUUUCUUUGAACGUCAAAUGUGGUAUGUUUUCGAUAACUAGGGAAAUUCCGGGGGCAGGAUUUAUCUGACAUCAAGACUAUUUUAGCAAUUUUCGCAUCGUGCAGUUCUCCUAAUUUUCGGAAAUAUUUUCACCAGUGUAGGUUUUAAGUAAUUCAACUGUAUGUAUUAAUCCUUCUAUUAUACGUUAUGAUAUCUGAAAUCAA